CAAACACUGGUUCUAUCAAUCCCCACUGUUCCAAGGUCUACAUAACUAUGGUUAGGUAGCCCAGCUCCUGUGGAUAUGGAGACAUAAGGGUAAGGGACAGUCUGACAGUCGACCUCCAGACCACAGAGGAGAAUCAAAGCAAACAAAAAUCUGGAAUCCAUCGCGCAACAAAUAGAACAAUAGUGGUAAUCUCGUGUUAUAAAGUGAAAACUUCGGUGCAGCUUUAUUUAGCGCAUGCGCACAGGGUCAACGUUCCCACACGCGCCCGCCGCACGCGCGGGAAAAACUGCUUACGCCUGCAAAUUUGGGGAGAGGCGCAGUGUCAUGGAGUUUCAGAUCCCUCUGUCCCGCGAGGACCUCCUCCGGCCGUCGGGAGGCUCCCAGUUCUUUGUAUCAGAGCCUCUCCCAGCCAGAGAGACUGUGUCCCGACUAGAAGAAUGCAGGUCACUGCUGGACUCUAGUGUCAUUGCCUCCAUUCCCGAGUGUUUCCCUGUCUUCUUCAGUCUUCUACAGAAUUUCCUGAGUGUUGGUGUGUCAGUGAGAGAGAGUUACUGGAGGAUUGGGGUCAGGGGGCUGGAGGGGGUGUGUCACCAAGUGGGCGGGGCUAAUUUCACCGGUAUGACACAGACGAAGAAGGCGGAACUGAGGAAUGCACUAAAGAUGAUGGUGUAUGUGGUAGUACAGUUGGUUGAAGAGUUUGAAACUGAUGCCACCAAACCUGAUUCCCUCGAGAUUGUCACCAACAAGGUACAGAAUAUCUGCUUCAUUCAUCUUUCUGUGAUGAUGUAUUACAUCAGGACAGAGGGGCUCGGCUCGGCAGGGUCCAGGUUCAGUACCAGACUCUGGGAAUGAGACCAGACCAUCAGGUUGUCAGGUGGUGGAUGUGGAAUUCUGUUCCUCCAUUCCAGAGGUCGUAGGGUGCAUCUC
This is a messenger RNA of Geodia barretti, 927 nucleotides long. The record is from the annotation of a GenBank genome assembly. Lineage: Eukaryota; Metazoa; Porifera; Demospongiae; Tetractinellida; Geodiidae.